Neoarius graeffei (lesser salmon catfish) is the source of this 2857-nucleotide messenger RNA. It is a transcript of the gene nxf1b, whose product is annotated as nuclear RNA export factor 1b. Gene Ontology annotation, molecular function: protein binding; RNA binding. Gene Ontology annotation, biological process: poly(A)+ mRNA export from nucleus. The record is from RefSeq and is a predicted model, not a curated record. Bases 200 to 2116 code for a protein of 638 amino acids. Lineage: Eukaryota; Metazoa; Chordata; Actinopteri; Siluriformes; Ariidae. Gene Ontology annotation, cellular component: nucleus; cytoplasm. The transcript is spliced from 21 exons.
GCAUGCGCACUGCAUUGUUCAAAAGAAAAGACAGUAGAACACAAAACAGCGUUCUGCUUUCUUGUAGCUGACCUUCUAUAAGGGUUAGCUUUAAUUCCCGAGUUGUGUGUUGGUUUUUUUUAUUUAGUUACAUUCGUACGCUCAAACCAUAACAAUCACAAGAGAGCUGUUCGCUUAGCUCUGUUGGAUUAAACACAAAAUGGCGACAGUGGACGACUCCCGAUUCUACAGUGAACAUGAUGAUCGUGUCGGACCCAAGCAUCGCAGGAAAGGCAGAGGACCUUUCAGAGCACCGCUGUACAGUGACCAGAUCUCGAAGCAGAGACAUCGUGGAGGCCAAGGAGGAGGAGGUGGUGGUGCUGGGGCUGGCCCCAGAUCCAGAUUUGAGGAUGAAGAUGGUGAUGUCUCGAUGACUGAGGACUCUCAUGACGGGGGAUCGCAACGGAGAUUCAAUCCUUAUGGGCGGCCCCAAAAUCGACGUAAUGGUCGAAGAGGAGGAAAAGAUGCCAGGGGAGAUGGUGGCAACCACAGGGGACGAGGGAAUAGAGGCGGCGGAGGUGGAGGAGGCAGUGGAAAUGCAGCCGACGGAGGCGGAGGCCGUAAGAAUUGGUUCAAGAUGACUAUUCCCCAUGGGAAAAAAUAUGAAAAGCAAUGGCUUCUCUCUGCACUACAGAGCAUCUGCUCGAUGCCGUUUCAUGCCAUCCAGUAUCAUGUAGAAGGAAACCGAGCACAGUUCUACAUCGAUGAUUCAACUACAGCAUAUGCUUUGGCCAAAGUGUCCAGAAAAAUCACAGACAAAGAUGGAUAUAAGGUGGCAGUGGUGAUGAAUGCGUGCCAACCUCCGAGCUUACCCCAACAGGACCUAAAGCUAGAGCACCUGGAGCACUUGAAGCAAUGCAUGUCCAAGCGCUUUGACGGUUCGCAACAAGCCCUUGAUUUGAACAAUAUCAGAGUUGACCCAGAUUUGGUUUCCUUGAACAUUGAGGUGGCACUUAGCAGGAAAAACUCCAUGCAGGCAGUCAUUAAGAUCAUUGAGGAGAACAUCCCUGAGCUGGUUUGUUUAAACCUAAGCAACAACCGAUUGUACAAGCUCGAUGACCUCUCUGAACUUGUCGGAAAAGUCCCAAAUCUGAAGAUUCUGAACCUCUCGCACAACGAGAUAAGGUCGGAGAGAGAGUUAGACAAGCUGAAGGGGCUGAGAUUGGUGGAGUUGUCGCUGCAGAGGAACCCUUUCUGUGAUCACUUUCAUGACCAGGCUGAGUACAUUAGUGCCAUACGGGAGAGGUUCCCCAGACUGCUCAAACUGGAUGGACAUGAUCUUCCUCCUCCCAUUGGUUUUGACCUGGAAGUUGCCCCGGCUGUUCUUCCUCCAUGCAAGCCCAGUUACUUUGGCUCAGAAGAACUGAAAGGCCUCAUCACUUGCUUCCUGCAACAGUAUUACGCUAUAUACGACUCGGCAGACAGACAGCCUCUGCUUGAUGCUUAUCAUGAUGGAGCAAUGUUCUCGCUUAUUAUCCCGUUCUCCAUGCAGAACCCUUCCAGAAGCAGUUUGGGAGAGUACCAGAAGGACAAUCGUAACAUCAAGAGAGUGAAAGAUUCCACUACAAGGUUUCGCUUGCUGAAGCACACACGGUUAAACGUGGUCGCCUUUCUGAACGAGCUACCCAAGACCCAGCAUGACAUUGCCUCGUUUAAUGUCGAUGUCAACAUCUACACUAACACGUUACUGGCAUUCACAGUCAGUGGAGUGUUUAAAGAAGUGGAUGGCAACUCUCGUGACUCAUAUAGAGCUUUCUCUCGCGUGUUUAUUGCUGUGUCCCCUGGAAAUGGAACCAUGUGCAUUGUGAACGAUGAAAUGUUUGUCCGAAACGCUACGACGGAGGAGAUUCGGCGGGCGUUUGUUGCACCGGCCCCGACCCCUUCCAGCAGCCCUGUGCCCACGCUGUCUGCCACCCAACAGGAAAUGCUCUCUGCGUUCUCCCAGCAGUCAGGCAUGAAUCUGGAGUGGUCUCAGAAGUGCCUGCAAGACAAUGAUUGGAAUUUUGAACGGGCCGGUCAGAUUUUCACAGAGUUGAAGGCCCAGGGGAAGAUCCCAGAUGUCGCUUUCAUAAAGUGAAAAAAAUUUUUUUUUUUUUUUAAUUGAUCAUAUUUUGUCUGAGCUGUAGCCUACUGCUUGGAUUUGUGUUUGUAGCUGAUGUAAUUAUUGUUGAUUAAGUUUCAUUGUUUUACGGUGUUCUCUACAAUAUUUACCAGCUACUUAUUCUGUACAGAAAUGUAGAAUAUACAUUUUCUUCUGUUGUAAACUUUAUGAAUGUUGUUUUGAUUUUGAUUAAACUUUGAGUCAGUCAUGUUUUAUAGUCAUCAAGAAUGCAAAAGUUGUUUUAUUGUGUAGAUAAGUGACAGUAUUGUGCAGCAUUUCAGCUUAAUACAUGAAGUUCACAUUGUGCGUUGAUGUCUUACUGAACUGUAUAACACCUUGAAUUACUGCUGUGCUUACACUGCCAUCAGUCACAGUAAGAAUGUAGAAGCUGGUACAGUUAGAGUAUGUUGGAGGCCAAGCUGCAGCUGAGACCGGUACCAUCGGGUUCCACGUUGAGCUUCUUCACCACACCGUCCUCAACAACCAUUGCGUAUCUACACAAGACAUGGCAAUUUUACAAAAUGUUAUCUUAAAAAAAAGUGCCAAAUCUAAGAACCAGGUAAUAAUCAAAAGGGCUGGAGAACAUGCAUCUUUGUGGUCAGUCAUCCAAAACUUGUUUUAAUGAUGCUGUUAAUUCCAUUGCAGCUUCACACAAAAGUGACUUUUAAAAAAAAAAAAAAUUCAGUGAGUGAUUAUUAAAACUAGGUUUUUCUUCCA